AUGACGAAAUGGCAGGUAGCUGUGGUUUACAGGGAGCAGGACUCCCUGAUCGCUGCAGCGAUUGGUCUGCCAUGGUUGGCAGACGUGGUGUUAUUGAGCUGGAGAAUUGUGAUCAUGCUCAAAUCAGCCCUCGGCGCGGGACUCCUUAACUUUCCAUGGGCUUUUGAGAAGGCUGGCGGCGUGAACACAGUUAUUGGUGUGGAGAUGGUGUCUCUGGUUUUUCUCAUAAGUGGGUUGGUUAUUCUCGGCUAUGCCUCGUCAAUCAGUCGGCAGAAGACUUAUCAUGAUGUGGUACGAGAGGUGUGUGGACAGAGGAUCGGCCAUCUGUGUGGGUUCUGCUUUGUUUUCAACCUCUUCAUGAUCUCUGUGGCCUUUUUGGUGGUUGUGCAGGAUCAACUGGAUAAGUUGUGUCUGUCUCUGUAUGAGACCGUGACGGGAAACACAGAAGAAGAGAUGCCAAAUCAUUGGUACACAGAUCACCGUUUUGCACUCUUUGUCAUGUGCCUCAUUAUCAUUCUUCCACUCUCUGUACCCAAAGAGAUCGGCAUCCAGAAAUACACCAGUGUAUUGGGAACUCUGGCUGCUACAUACCUGAGUGUAGCUGUUAUCGCAAAAUAUUAUCUAAAAGAUGAGCACACAGCAGACCUCACACCAGAGCAUAGUCAAGGAUUGGACUCGUGGGCCUCUAUGUUCAGUGUGGUCCCUACUAUCUGUUUUGGUUUCCAGUGUCAUGAAGCUUGUGUUACUAUAUACAGCAGCAUGGAAAACAAAAAUAUUACACACUGGGUUUUCAUCUCAGUCACUUCUAUGAUUUUCUGCCUGAUUAUUUAUACUCUCACAGGUGUGUUUGGUUUUCUUACAUUUGGACGACAAGUAGCCUCAGAUAUUCUGAUGUCAUAUCCUGGAAAUGAUGUAGUGAUGAUUAUUGCUAGGCUGCUGUUUGGGGUUUCGAUCAUCACCAUCUAUCCUAUAAUACUGCUGCUGGGAAGGUCAGUGAUUCUAACUCAAAUAUUGCGCUUUUGGGAACAACGGGCCAUAAUUACAUCUGUGUUUGAGAGUCGGUGCCGUCUGAUUCUAACAAUUCUCUGGAUCACUGUGACUCUCCUCAUCGCCAUCUACAUACCAGACAUGAGUGAGGUCAUCAGCGUUAUCGGUGGAAUUAGUGCUUUCUUUAUUAUUAUUUUUCCUGGGCUGUGUCUCAUUUUUGCCAUGCAGACAGAGCCUAUAAAUCACAGGAUGAGAGCUCUCUUGACGGGGUGGGGUGUGGUGACCGUCCUUACUGGAGCUUUUAUCUUUGGCCAGAGCACAUCUAUAGCUGUUAUGGAGCUGAUGCACAAGUUUUAAUCUUCGUCAUGGUCUUCAUCAAUUGGAAUAUCAUUGUCUUGACAAAAUGUGUUUAUUUAUUUGAUUGAUGAAUAAGACGUAUGAUACUUGAAACUGGGAAAGAGUAGCAACUACAUGUUUUAGAAGAAAAUGUCACACCACAG
Messenger RNA from Carassius carassius (crucian carp), 1487 nucleotides. Its product is annotated as putative sodium-coupled neutral amino acid transporter 8. The coding region runs from base 1 to 1344 and encodes 447 amino acids. The record is from RefSeq and is a predicted model, not a curated record. Gene Ontology annotation, molecular function: amino acid transmembrane transporter activity. The transcript has 11 exons. Lineage: Eukaryota; Metazoa; Chordata; Actinopteri; Cypriniformes; Cyprinidae. Gene Ontology annotation, biological process: amino acid transmembrane transport.